UCACACAAAAGACCACAUGUUCUCGAGCAACCCUAUAAUGCGGCGAGCGAGCUGGUGCUCUCCAUCUCCGUCGUUCAAGCGUCACUCUCCGCUCUUCCGACCUCCGCCGUCGCCGGCCUUUCCACAGCCCUCCACAGUCUUCCCUGGACUCGGACUCGUGUCCUGUCAGUCGAUGCUCUGGCCGACGAUCUCGUCGCCACCGACGUCCGCAAACCGAGCCAGCCGCUGUUUGCGUCGGUCGGGGCAAGCUGUGAGCCUGCACACCUUUCCGAUAUGACCAGCAUUUUGGUAGCUGUACUGGCACAGUCGCCCGAGUCCAGGGGAUGCCUGGAGGCCGGUUGGCCGGGGCGUGAGCAGGCGCGAGAAGACAGAUGCUCCGUUGCCGAGGCGAGUCCGGUCGGGCUCGAGCACACUUGGUCGGCCUUGCCGGUGGACGUGGAGGAGACGCUACAGGUGAGCCAGCAUUUGGAAGCCCGACUGGGAAAUGACGCUCAAGAAAUUCUUGCGUUGACUUGA
This is a messenger RNA of Protopolystoma xenopodis, 516 nucleotides long. NCBI's taxonomy places the organism in Eukaryota, Metazoa, Platyhelminthes, Monogenea, Polystomatidea, Polystomatidae. The record is from the annotation of a GenBank genome assembly.